Messenger RNA from Suillus fuscotomentosus, 347 nucleotides. RefSeq lists its product as uncharacterized. The coding region runs from base 72 to 245 and encodes 57 amino acids. The record is from RefSeq and is a predicted model, not a curated record. The transcript has 3 exons. NCBI's taxonomy places the organism in Eukaryota, Fungi, Basidiomycota, Agaricomycetes, Boletales, Suillaceae.
UGGGCCACGCUUUCAUUUCAUUCUUUUAGCGACGCCAUUGUAAUGUGCAUUUUUAGAGGGAAAUUAGAUGUAUGGAUUUAGGUGGCGAAGCUCUCGGUUCAUACAAGGCUCGCCAAGGAGGCUGUACACACAUACAGUUUUUCAACCACGCUGAAUACCUCAAUUGUACUGGGUGCGGCAUGGAGUUUUCCAAAGUAAUGCUUCGCCAAAACGCCUACAUCGAGAUCAAAGGCCUCCCUUCCUAAUUCCCCUGACGCUCGGUCACCGUUCUCUCAUCUGCUAUGUUCGCUAUCCUCGUUGCUUUGGAACAGAUACGUAUAUGAACAGCUAUACCUGGAAUAGGCUUC